Neoarthrinium moseri is the source of this 576-nucleotide messenger RNA. RefSeq lists its product as uncharacterized. The coding region runs from base 1 to 576 and encodes 191 amino acids. NCBI's taxonomy places the organism in Eukaryota, Fungi, Ascomycota, Sordariomycetes, Amphisphaeriales, Apiosporaceae. Gene Ontology annotation, biological process: deadenylation-dependent decapping of nuclear-transcribed mRNA. Gene Ontology annotation, molecular function: RNA cap binding. Gene Ontology annotation, cellular component: Lsm1-7-Pat1 complex; P-body. The record is from RefSeq and is a predicted model, not a curated record. The transcript is spliced from 3 exons.
AUGGAGAACCUGACGAUACACGAUGCGCCACCCCCCGGGGCACCCCAGCAGGGAGGAGGAGCAGGAGGAUCACACAUCCAGCAGGCCCUGGGACGCGGGGCGCCGCCGCCGCCGCCGCAACAGCCCCAGCAGCUGCCACCCCAGAUGUUCACGACCGCCGCCCAGCUCCUCGACCUGACAGACAAGAAGCUGCUUAUUUGCUUGCGCGACGGUAGAAAGCUGACGGGCAUCCUGCGAAGCUGGGACCAGUUCGCGAACCUGGUGCUCCAGUCCACAGUCGAGCGGGUGUACGCCACGCUGCCGGAGGCGACCGACGAGUCGGCCGUCAAGGGCUACUACGCCGACAAGCCGCACGGCAUCUUCCUGGUGCGGGGCGAGAACGUGCUGCUGCUCGGGGAGAUCGACCUCGACAAGGACGACGAGCCGCCCGCCGGCUUCGAGGAGCGCGACUACAAGACGGUCGACCAGAUGGCCAAGGAGCGCAAGGCCCUCGACCGCGCCAAGGAGAAGACCAAGCUCAAGAAACUGGCCACGCUGGGCUUCGAGGGCGAGAACAUCGGCGAGGUCCUCCUGUGA